Molecule: messenger RNA, 1260 nt
Organism: Dictyostelium purpureum
Lineage: Eukaryota; Evosea; Eumycetozoa; Dictyosteliales; Dictyosteliaceae
Exons: 3
Coding region: 1-1260 (419 amino acids)
Molecular function (GO): zinc ion binding
Source: RefSeq, a predicted model, not a curated record
AUGAAAUAUAUUAUUGACGAUAUUAUUGUAUCAAAAAAUGAUAUUGACGAAGAUUUUGAGUGUAGCUUUUGUUGUUCUAUUAUGUUAAACCCAAGAUCUUGUUUAAAUAGUCACAUUUACUGCUUAAACUGUUGGGAAAAACAAAUGGAAAUUAAAAAGCAAUGUCCUUCGUGUGCAGUUCCUGUAACUAUUGAUACACUAUGUAAGAAUAAAUUUUUAGAAAAACAUAUAAAUAUGUUAAAGAUAUAUUGCCCAAAUUCAUAUUAUAAUAAUAAUAAUAAUAAUAAUAGUAAUAACAAUAACAAUAAUAAUAUUGAAAAUCAACUGAUUUUAGAUAAAAGUAAUGGAUGUAAAGAAAUUAUAAAUAUAGAGUCAUUAGAAAGUCAUUUAAGAGAAUGUCAAUUUCAAUUUAUAGAUUGUCCCAAUAAUAAAAAAUGUGGAAUGUAUAGAAAGAAUCAAAUGGAACAACACCAAGGCCAGUGUGGGUAUUUAAAAAUAUCAUGUUAUCAUUGUAUGCAAGAUAUCGAAAGACAGUUUAUGGGUGAACAUAUAUUAAAUGAAUGUAAUGAUAUAACAGUACAAUGCAGAUAUUCCGAGGGUGGUUGUCAAGCAAUGAUACCUCGUAACCAAUUAGCAGCACAUUUAUCGGAAUUUGACAACCAUAGAGAGUUUAUUGAAAAUAUUAUUAAGGGGCAUCAAAAGAAAUUAAAAAGCACUUUUAAAGAGUUGGAUGAAACCAAUUCCAAAUUGGAUCAAUUAAAGAUAAGCAGUGAAUCUUUAGAAACCAACCUCAUUAACAACGACUAUUCAUAUCGUGGCAAAUGGAUCAUUAAGCAGUGGAACUAUCACUACGAAAUGUUUAUAAAGAAUCCCAUAAAGAAUUUAAUUAUCUCACCCCCAAUUUACCUAUCCCCAACAAAAGAAUUUUCCUUGUCGCUUACCCCCACUUCAACCAUCAACAAUAUAAACUGUUUAUCAAUUCAUUUAGAAAAGCUAUUUCAAACUAGCUCCAUUGUCCAAUUUUCAUUUGAAAUUAUAAAUUAUAACAAUACAAAAUCAAUAAAAAAAGAGGAAAAGAAAAGAUUCAAACAUUAUGGAGCAGCGCAUGCCAUAGAGUUUCCGGUAUCAGAAAUCUAUAAUAUAAAUAAUAAAUAUAUACAAGAUGAUGAACUGGAGAUAAUAUUUACAAUUAAAAUUUUAUCAGUCGAAGAAACUGAACAGUCAAUUGAUAAUGUAUUAAUAACUGAAAAAGAAAAUUAA